AUGCUGUCCAAAUGCACCGUGCUUUCUUCCUGCCUCAGAAUCCAGGCCACAAUCUUCGGCGACUGGGCCGAACAUGAACGCAAGCAGCAUCCCCUACAGUACCUAACAACGACACCAACAACUCCUCCUCCACGUCACCGUCUCGAAACCAUGUCUGACGGCUCGAAUCUCGGCGCAACAGCCAAAGCCGGCGGCGGUCUCGCAAACGACAACGCAAAAACCCAAGAGAAGCCUCUGCAACCUCAGAAACCCGCCGCGCAACUCGAGGAAGAUGAUGAGUUCGAGGACUUUCCAAGAAAGCUAAUGCACGGCGUAGACUGGGCCAAGGAAGAAGAAGUUGGACAGCAGGCGGGCAACACACAUCUGUGGGAAGAGAGCUGGGAUGAUGAUGACACGACUGAUGAGUUUUCGACGCAGUUGAAAGAGGAGUUGAAGAAGAUGUCGAAUAAAAAGAGCUAUGGAGACGCGAGGGGGGAGAGAGGGUGGCUCAAGAGAAAGAAACAGCCGAAGCACGAAUGA
Pseudocercospora fijiensis CIRAD86 is the source of this 519-nucleotide messenger RNA. RefSeq lists its product as uncharacterized. The record is from RefSeq and is a predicted model, not a curated record. Bases 1 to 519 code for a protein of 172 amino acids. NCBI's taxonomy places the organism in Eukaryota, Fungi, Ascomycota, Dothideomycetes, Mycosphaerellales, Mycosphaerellaceae. Gene Ontology annotation, biological process: proteasome assembly; double-strand break repair via homologous recombination; mRNA export from nucleus. The transcript has 5 exons. Gene Ontology annotation, cellular component: proteasome regulatory particle, lid subcomplex; proteasome complex.